Aspergillus heteromorphus CBS 117.55 is the source of this 1260-nucleotide messenger RNA. RefSeq lists its product as uncharacterized. The record is from RefSeq and is a predicted model, not a curated record. NCBI's taxonomy places the organism in Eukaryota, Fungi, Ascomycota, Eurotiomycetes, Eurotiales, Aspergillaceae. The coding region runs from base 1 to 1260 and encodes 419 amino acids. The transcript has 6 exons.
AUGCCUCCUGUCUUCUCACUCGGCUCAGAGAUCACUACCACACGGACCGGCUGUUCAUCGCUGGGGAUACCGCACAUCUCAGAAGUCAUCGACAUCUCCGUCAUCGACCCGAUUUUGACCCGCAAGAUGGCACGGGUGAACGAAGCCAUUGACGAGAUCGGGAUGACUCCCUUCCAAUGGAAGCUGUUCUUCCUGAACGGAUUCGGAUACGGUGUUGACUCGCUACUUAUCUCGUGUCAAUCGAUUGUCCAGUCUGCUGUGACGCAGGAGUUCGACAGCCCCAACCCGCGCAUCAAAGGGGUUGCCCUGGCAUCCCAGGUGGGCUUGCUCGUCGGCGCGGCCACCUGGGGGUUUACGGCGGAUGUCAUCGGGCGCAAAUGGGUCCUCAACUCCAGUCUUUUCAUCUCCAUUUACUCCGCGGGUGCAGGUGGAAACUACAUCCUGGAUGCAACCAACUUCCUCGAGUUCUUGCCUGUCUCGCAUGCAUGGCUGGUCUCCUUCCUAGCCGUUUGGUGGGCCGUCGGCUACACCAUCACCCGUUUGCUAGCGUGGGCAUUCAUGGCGACCUACAGUUGCGCGUCCGAUGUGCCCGACGGGGAUUGUCCACGGGCCGCGAACAUGGACUGGCAAUACUUGCACUUCACCUGCGGCACGCUCGUUAUCGUGAUGGCUCUGCUGCGGGUGACUCUUGUCCGGUUGGUCCAGACCCCGAAAUGGCUGAUCAGCCAGAAUCGCGAUGUAGAAGUCGUGGACGUGCUCUCCACUCUGGCCCAGCGGUACGACCUGCCAUAUACACUCACCCUCUCCGAGCUCCAGGAGCUAGGUCGCGUUCAGCACACAGGGAAGUCUGUUUGGUCUGCGACUAGACUUCGUGCACAUCUCUCCGGUCUGGUCAGUACGCGCCGACUGGCGUACUCGACCGUCAUGAUCAUCAUCAACUGGCUGCUCAUCGGGACCCUCGAGUCUCGCGGUGCCGACACAGGCGACACUUCAACGUACGACGCCUGGCGCGACUAUGCGAUCGACCAGAUCAGCGGGCUUGCGGGUCCAGGUCCAGCCAUCGCGGGGAUCUUGGUCGAGAUACCCGGCAUUGGACGUCGUGGCACCCUCGCCAUCGGAGCUGCUAUCCCGACCGCACUGCAGUUCGGGUACACUCAGAUCAAAACCCCAGCGCAGAAUCUCGGUCUCUCGGCUGCUAUCACUGCCGCAUCCGAUAUCUACUAUGCGACAGGGUGGGAGGCAUUAUUGGCGUUUUGGUAG